Ostrea edulis (European flat oyster) is the source of this 4865-nucleotide messenger RNA. RefSeq names its product transcription factor collier-like. The coding region runs from base 434 to 2053 and encodes 539 amino acids. Gene Ontology annotation, biological process: regulation of transcription by RNA polymerase II. The transcript is spliced from 15 exons. NCBI's taxonomy places the organism in Eukaryota, Metazoa, Mollusca, Bivalvia, Ostreida, Ostreidae. The record is from RefSeq and is a predicted model, not a curated record. Gene Ontology annotation, molecular function: RNA polymerase II cis-regulatory region sequence-specific DNA binding; DNA-binding transcription factor activity, RNA polymerase II-specific.
GUGUCAUGGUGGAAGCGCGGUGCCUCCCGUGGGAUACAUUACCUUCCUUGGGGAUAUAAUUCCUUACACCGUACACGAGAAUGCAACAAAGUUUAGACCCUCGAGAUUCCCGGCUCGCACCCGAGCGCUGCAGAAAACGGGGUAAAAUAACUUUAUAUCUUUUUGCAAAAUAACGGUGCUAAACAAUAAGAUAACAUUUCUCUUUCCUCUCUCACGUGGGAUUCGGCGUUAAACAAUUCUCAGCAUCACCCGGCGAAAAAGAUAUACUUAAUACAUGAAACAUAUUAUGCGCCAUCAACAAGUGUGUGAGAUUUUCUUCACAAUGUUCCAGAUGAUGUCAAUCUACAAUGGAGAGUUAAAUGUUUAGUGAUUAUUCUUUUGUUAAGUUAUGUUUUCUUGAGGAGAUUCGGUGAUUCUCAUUGUGUAAUUGUACAUGUUCAUAACGGCUCCCCCACCCGUUUCGUCCGUUAGAAGUCCCGACCCCCCAUCUAUGAAGGAAGAACCCGUGGCCCCGGUCCAAAACAACUCCAUACGGAAUUGGAUGCAGCCCACGGCACUGGACCAAGGGGGAAAUGCGGGGUUCGGAAGAGCACAUUUUGAAAAACAGCCACCGAGCAACCUCCGGAAAAGUAACUUCUUCCAUUUUGUGCUGGCUUUGUAUGACCGGCAGGGACAACCCAUUGAAGUGGAAAGAACGGCCUUCAUUGACUUUGUGGAGAAGGAUCAGGAGUUGGAAGGCCAGAAAACAAAUAAUGGAAUACACUAUAGGCUUCAAUUAUUGUACGCUAAUGGAGUUCGGCAGGAACAAGAUCUCUUUGUUCGUCUCAUCGAUUCCGUUACAAAGCAGGCCAUUAUCUACGAGGGCCAAGACAAAAAUCCAGAGAUGUGCCGAGUGUUACUCACCCACGAAGUCAUGUGCAGUCGGUGCUGCGACAAGAAAAGUUGUGGAAACAGAAACGAGACCCCCUCAGACCCGGUCAUCAUUGACAGGUUUUUCCUAAAGUUCUUCAUGAAGUGCAAUCAAAACUGUCUAAAGAACGCGGGGAAUCCCCGAGACAUGAGGAGGUUCCAGGUAGCUAUCUGUACGACAAUCUCCGUGGAGGGGACACUAUUGGCCGUGUCGGAUAACAUGUUCGUCCACAACAAUUCCAAACACGGGCGGAGGGCCAGACGACUGGACCCCACGGACGGAGAUGCCUGGUUCUUCGCGGACUCAUACACCUCCAGGGCCUUCAGCCGCUACCCUCGGGAUGCCGGGGCCAUCACUACUCCGACUAUCAAGGCCAUUUGUCCCAGUGAAGGAUGGACGCUAGGGGGCACCACCAUCAUCAUUAUUGGAGAUAAUUUCUUCGAUGGACUCCAGGUGGCAUUUGGAUCUGUGUUUGUUUGGAGCGAGCUCAUUACGUCACACGCCAUACGUGUUCAGACACCUGCCCGGCAACUCCCAGGGGUCGUGGAGGUCACGUUGUCCUACAAGUCCAAGCAGUUCUGUAAAGGUGCGCCAGGGAGAUUCGUCUACACAGCUUUGGCGGAGCCAACCAUUGAUUAUGGGUUUCAGCGCCUGAUGAAGCUCGUCCCGAGGCAUCCCGGAGACCCAGAGAGACUUCCGAAGGAAAUUGUUCUGAAGCGAGCUGCGGAUCUCGCCGAGGCUUUGUACAGUAUGCCCCGCAACCCCAAUCAACUUUCCCUCCCCCCGCCGCGGUCUCCAGCGAUGACCAACGGCUCCCCCAUGUCCAGUUUUAACCCUCCUUAUUCCGGACAACUUGCUGUCAGUAUCCAAGACACCAACGGUCAGUGGGAGGAAGGUUACACAAGGGGCCAGGGUUCUAGUUUGUCCCCCAGGGGUUACGGUUCUAAUGGGUCUACGCCUCACAGUAACGGAAGCGGAUAUAGCUCGGCAGCCAUGAACGGGUACCACGCCCCCACUGGUGGUCUGGGGAACAUGGGUAUGAGCAGUCUUGUGACGUCACCAUUCUCCAGUGUAAAUCCUUUUGCGCUUCCAACGUGUAAUGGGCAAACAUAUGGUAGCUCCAUCAUAUCGCCAGCAAAAUGAAAAUCAAAAAACUAGUCUCAUCGGGACAAAGUUCCGGCUGUAAUAUGUACACGAGAAUGGCGGUAGAGUGCUGUACUGUGGUGGGCUGGACAGAAGGAGGGACUGAGAGUGACAGUGACAUCUUGUUCUUGCCACUGCGCCUUAAUGUUCACUUGCUCACGUGACCUUAAAUUUAACGACAUCCAUCCUGGUUUUCGGUACUUACUGGGAGCAGACUUUUAAGUACGAAAGACGGCUGUUGUCAGUUGACUCAGAUGGUUAAUUUCAUUUAGAUUUUUAAUGUAAUCAUCACGUGCGAGGUUUAAUUGUUCAUGUCUUUUUCAAUUUAAACCAUUCAGCAUAGUAUGAUAAUUCAAGGCAAGUAAUACCACAACCAUCUAGGUGUAAACAGCUUUGACAAAUUCAAAAUACAAAUACUCAGACAUUAAGGGUCUAUGGCUCAAUAUUGUGGUAACCAAUCUUUAUGCUUUAAAUAUGUUUUACUUCCGAUGUUAUGGUUUUGUUUAAUUGUUUGUUUACAAGAGGUUGUGUUGAUAAUUCGGUAUUCUUUACUCAUUUCUAUAUUAUAUAUAUUUACACACAUAUAUUUAAUGUUAAAUCUUAAGCCUUUAAUUGGCUAAUAAUUCCAAACCGAAGUAUGUUUAAAGAUUUUAAUAGUAGAGUAGAUUUGUGUACUCUGAGUGAACUUCUUAAGAUGGGGUUUACGUUUACUGUAACCUUACAUGAACUUCUUAAGAUGAGGUUUACGUUUACUGUAACCUUACAUGAAGUUCUUAAAAUGGGGUUUACUUUUAUUGUAACCUUACAUGAACUUCUUAAAAUGGGUUUUACGUUUACUGUAACCUUACAUGAACUUCUUAAGAUGGGGUUUACGUUUACUAUAACCUUACAUGAACUUCUUAAAAUGGGGUUUACGUUUACUGUAACCUUACAUGAACUUCUUAAGAUGGGGUUUACGUUUAUUGUAACCUUACAUGAACUUCUUAAAAUGGGGUUUACGUUUAUUGUAACCUUACAUGAACUUCUUAAAAUGGGGUUUACGUUUACUGUAACCUUACAUGAACUUCUUAAGAUGGGGUUUACGUUUACUGUAACCUUACAUGAAUGAAAUCCAAUAGACCAAUGUUCGCUAUGUAUUGUAGAUGCUGAAUUAAUGAUUUGUUUCAGAUGUGAUUCGGUAUAUAGAUAGCGUGUUCUUCUCUUUCCAGUGUCCCAGCUAUUUUUGACUCACUAGCUUUAGUUAUCAGUAACUUUAACAUGUCCUAUAUUGAAAUAGGUAUUUAUGAUAGUUUUGUGAUCGACAUUGUUUUUCUGUUUGAAGUAUUUUUUAUAAUUUACUUUUGAUAGUAUUUAUUGUAAAUUAUCAUUGUCUACUUAUUCCCGAAGUAGCGAGUUUACGUUUUAAUUUAGUCCAGUGAAUACCGAUUUGAACAUAUUCUAAUCCAUUAAUUAUCGGAAUAUCAAGUCCAGUGACUUAUUUGAAAGUUUUCUAAUUUAAUCAAUUACUCAGAUAUCUACUCCGAUGGAUAUUGAUGUGUUUUUUCUAGUCCAUAUACAUGUUCAGAGUCUAGUGAAUCUUUAGUCCAUCAAUUAUACUGAUGCAUAUAUCUAGUCCAUUUUUACUUUUGUGCCAAUUUGUAAUUGUAGUUUUUUUUUUGUUUUGUUAUAAAAGUCAGGUCAAUUUUAUAUUUUAUUUUUAAAUGUUAUAAUGAAGUUCACGAAAAUGGGGAAAAAUAACUUUACUGUUUCUCAAGCUUUAUGAAAGACUUUCUUGCCAGUGCGAUCGGCGAAUGAUUUGUUUAAAAUGCCCAAAAUGGGUUGUCGUAAGGCAUUAGUUCGCAACAAACAUUGAAGUGGCAGUCCACGUCCCGCGGAGAUGUCCACGUCCCGCGGAGAUGUCCACGUCCCGCGGAGAUGGUUUAUUUAUGAAAAAGCUACAGAUAACUUUGUUUUAUAUUUUGUAUCCAAAGGCUCAAACGUCACACAUUUGACAAAUGGUUGUGGUUUGUUACUUGGCCUGUAUGCAUGCCAGACAAACACAACAUUUCUUAAGGAGCAGGGGCGCCUUUUACAAAAGAACUUACGACUUACGACAAACUUUACAUACUGUAAUUUUCAACUUUAUUGUAAAUCAUUCACUCCGAAUACAAAAUAUUUUUUAAAGAAAAGAUUGAAAAUUUAGCCUCAGAAAAGUUUUAAUUCAUUCAUUUAAAGUAAUAACUGUAUAAUACAACUUAAGACUUGCGACUUUGUCGUAAGUUGUUUUGUAAAACGGGCCCCAGAUAACUGUGUUUCACCCCUAUAAAGCACUAGUAAGCCUCUCUCAGUUACAAUUUACCCCAUUUAUAUUGAAGUCACUUAUAUUAAACUAUCUGUCAUAAUGAAAUAGAAUAAAUCCCCCAGUAACAAUAUUUAUAUAGUUCAACAUCGGCUUUUUUGAACUUUGGAUACAAUGAAUAAUUCAGGUCAGUCCCAUGAAUUUCAUUAUAUCCGGAGUAGACUGUAUUACAGGUCAGUCCCAUGAACUUUAAUACAGAGCAGACUGUAUCUUUUAAGCAAAGAAAUAUCCUGAUUUACAUAAUGUGACCUGUAGUAGGAAAGGAUUUUUAGGGUAAACCAAUUAUUUCCGGAAUUGCCUGAUGUUCGGGUGGACUGCUGCUUUUAUACACAAUCAUCUUUGUAUUACUUGCUACUUACGUGUUCGAGGUUUUGUUAUUUUUGUACCUCUCUCUGUCUGUUGUCAUUAUACAUCAACUUUUUAUAACAUGUGAAUAACAUCACAUAAAAGAACCAAUAAAAUUUCUUUUAUAUA